This is a messenger RNA of Triticum aestivum (bread wheat), 701 nucleotides long. RefSeq names its product 14 kDa proline-rich protein DC2.15-like. Lineage: Eukaryota; Viridiplantae; Streptophyta; Magnoliopsida; Poales; Poaceae. The coding region runs from base 40 to 483 and encodes 147 amino acids. The record is from RefSeq and is a predicted model, not a curated record. The transcript has a single exon.
UCUCUCGUCGAUCUCUUUACCCUUUUCCAUAGCAUAGUCAUGGCGGCGACGGGCAAAACCAGCAGCACGGUGGUUGCGCUGUCCACCCUGGCUCUAGCGGCGAGCCUCCUCCUCCUCGCCGUCUCCACAGAGGCGGCCUGCCCCAGCAAAAACAAACCAACGCCAAGCGCAUCGACGGCGACGAGCGGGAGCGGCGGAGGUAAGUGCUCGGUGGACGCACUGAAGCUGGGGCUGUGCGCGGACGUGCUCGGCCUAGGCGACGGGCUGACGAACCUGAUGGCGGGCUCCUGGUCGACGGCGUCGUCGGGGAAGAAGCCGUGCUGCGAGCUCAUCGACGGCCUCGCCGACCUGGACGCCGCCGUCUGUCCUGCGGCAAGAAGCUCCCGGCUGGCUUCCAGUGCCCUAACUGAUCAACCGAGUCCGUACGCACGCACGCAGGAAUGGCACGUUGUUAAUUUGCUUGCUAGUAGUGGUACGUGCUGAGCGCGAAUUUUAAUUAAGUUUGUCUGUCUACUGGUCCGUUAAUGUUAAGUCUACUAUCUGGUGUCGUGUGGUGACGUAAUGACAUGUUCGGUGCUUGCUGCGCUAUACCUUCAGUUCCAACUUUGCUAAAUGGUUAUUCCCUGUGAACGCCGUGCUUUCCGAAACGAAUUAGAAUGGGAUAUGGACGUUGCUGACCAAGCAGACAUUAUACUACAUGC